Fusarium oxysporum Fo47 is the source of this 1569-nucleotide messenger RNA. RefSeq names its product major facilitator superfamily domain-containing protein. NCBI's taxonomy places the organism in Eukaryota, Fungi, Ascomycota, Sordariomycetes, Hypocreales, Nectriaceae. Gene Ontology annotation, molecular function: transmembrane transporter activity. Gene Ontology annotation, cellular component: membrane. Gene Ontology annotation, biological process: transmembrane transport. The transcript has 5 exons. The coding region runs from base 1 to 1569 and encodes 522 amino acids. The record is from RefSeq and is a predicted model, not a curated record.
AUGAUGAGUACAAAUGAGGACCGAGAUACUGAAGCUCAAAGAGAACACGUACCACAGACGUCCCCAGCGGAAACCAGAGACAACGAGCAAAGCCCCGCCGAGCAGAAUGCCAGUACAGACGAUGGUAUUUUAUCAGAGAAGUAUCCACUCAGUGAAUUGGAGAAAGGACUCGUCGGUUGGGAUAGCCAGGAUGACCCAACUAACCCCAGAAACCUCACCGACUUCCGAAAAUGGUGUAUCAUCAGCUUCAUUGGCGCAAUCACCUUUUUGAGCACCCUCUCGUCCUCCAUGUACGCGCCUGGAAUCUCGUUUGUAAACAAGGAUUUACACAACUCUUCGCGGAUUCUGGGCUCAUGGUCUAUCAGUAUUUUCCUUCUUGGUUACUCUCUUGGUCCUCUCUUCCUCAGCCCACUAAGCGAAAUCUACGGCCGCCGCAUUGUCCUUAACCUCGCCAAUAUUUUUUUCUGCGCCUUCACAUUGGGCUGUGCACUCGCACCGAAUCUUGGCAGUCUCAUCACAAUGCGUCUAUUGGCUGGACUCGGAGGGUCUGCAUGCCUGACGCUGGGCGCUGGUGUCAUCAGCGACUUGUUCUUGCGAGAGCAACGUGGCAGAGCCAUGUCCAUGUAUUCUCUUGGGGUCAUGUUCGGUCCGGUCCUUGGCCCUAUCUGCGGCGGUUUCAUUGCUCAGCGCGCAGGAUGGAGGUGGGACCUUUGGGUAUUGUUCAUCGCAGGUUGUAUAAUCACUGGCGGAAUCGUUAUUUUCAACCGUGAAACGAACCCUGUUGUGCUUCUCGAGUGGAAAACAAGACGUCUCAGGUCGGAGCUUGGCCGAUCUGACCUCCAGAAUAUUCUAACAUACAAAACAGGUGAACCAUUGCUGAGCCGUUGUGAUGUCCUUAAACGGGGCAUUAUCCGUCCGCUCAAGCUGCUCUUCACAUCACCCAUUGUCUUCGUCCUCUCUCUAUACAUCAGCUUUGUGUUUGGUCUUCUCUUUCUACUCUUCACAACCAUCACACAGCUUUUCAUCCAGGUCUACGACUGGUCGCCAGAGAUAUGCGGUCUAGCCUACAUUGGCGUGGGCAUCGGAUUCUUCAUCGGUAUCAGCUUCGUGGCAAAAACAUCUGAUACCACGGUUAUCAGCCUCACCAGGAAGAACAAUGGUGUCUACGAGCCCGAGAUGCGGCUACCGUCGUGUGUCUUCUUUGGUCUCUUAAUACCGAUAUCCCUCUUCUGGUACGGCUGGUCGUCCUACAAACGCACGCACUGGAUCGUACCCAUCAUCGGACUUCUCCCCUUCGGAGCCGGGAUGAUGGGAAUCUUUGCUCCAGUCCAGAUAUACCUCGUUGACUCGUUCCCGCAACACGCAGCUUCUGCUCUCGCUGCCAUGACUUUCCUCCGUUGCCUCUUUGGAAGCGUGCUUCCUCUUGCUGGUCCGAGUAUGUAUGAGAGCUUGGGGUUAGGAUGGGGGAAUUCCUUGCUGGGAUUCGUGUCUAUUGCAAUGAUUCCUUUCCCGGCACUGAUCUACAAGUAUGGAGGAAACGUAAGGAGGAAGUGGCCGGUGAAUUUGUAA